Acinonyx jubatus (cheetah) is the source of this 3514-nucleotide messenger RNA. RefSeq names its product EGF like domain multiple 6 (gene EGFL6). NCBI's taxonomy places the organism in Eukaryota, Metazoa, Chordata, Mammalia, Carnivora, Felidae. Bases 1669 to 3279 code for a protein of 536 amino acids. Gene Ontology annotation, cellular component: membrane. The record is from RefSeq and is a predicted model, not a curated record. Gene Ontology annotation, molecular function: calcium ion binding. The transcript has 12 exons.
AGGAUACUUACCAUGCUGUCCUCGACUGCAAUAUAUCUGUUUACAAUAGAUUGGGAAUUUAAGAGAGAAAAUAGUGGGUCUAUUUUCAUCACUCUAUGUGUCUAAGACAGUGCUUGCAAUAUCGCAAGUGCUGAGUAAAGGUUUCACUUGCAGGGGGACUUAACAGGACAGUCUUGUCCCCAGGGGACGUGUGGCAAUGUGUGGAGACACUUUCGCCUGCCACACCUGGAGAGGUGGGUGUGUAACCCACACGCUUCUGGCGUGUGUAGGUAGAGGCCAGGGAUGUUGCACAGGACAGCCUCCAGCGGCAAAGAUGUAUCUGGCCCAAAGCAUCCACCACGUAGAGGUUGGAAAACCCAGUUCUAAAUGGUCGAGCGAAUGACUUACAAAUCCAUCAAAUUAACUUCAGCAGAAGAUGAAAGUCCCCUUGAAGAAAAAUUAAACACUAAAAGCAUCCUGGCGUUCGGUGUUCUCGGUUAACGAAAUGUCCCAGACCGUAUCUUUGUGGCUCUUGACGGAAGAACCAGGCUGGUGGGAGAGGCAGACCACAAGGGGAAACCGCAAGGCUGUGUAACUUCCCAACCUUGACUAAGGUGUUAUUGCAUAGAAUUCAGUCGUGCAGCAGAAAGCAGGUGGUAACGCGUGCGUUCCUUGUCUGUUAAAGAGCCCGGGAAACGUUUUACGUUGUAUUUAACACGCAGGAGGAAACCAUCCCAGCCCUCCACAGAAUACACAGCUCCAGUCUUUUCUUCCAGAAGCUGGUAGCAACCCUGUCCGACACUAGGUCAGCAGGCAAGUAAAUGUGGGCAAGCUUCACUCGUGGCCCAGAAUGCUGAGGGGCGCUUGAUGGCCGGGCUCGCUCUUUCCGGUCUCCGGAUCAGGGGUCGGCAAGUUCCAGCCCGCGGGCCAGCAGUGGUUUGCAUCUUUUUAAGCGGUUAAAGCUAAACCAAAGGAAGAGUACUAUUCCAUGGCGCGCAAAAAGUAUAUUAAAUUCAAGUUUUGGUGUCCAUAAAGAAAGUUUCUUGAACCCAGUUAUGCGCACCUGUGUGCUAUUGCCUACUGUUGUCCGUCUGGCUGCUUUUGUGCCUGUUCAGAGACCGUGUGACCGUAUUUAUGACAAAGCCUAGGAUAUUUACCAUCUGACCCUUUAUGAGAAACAUUUGCCACUCCCUGCUCCACAGUUAAGGAGUGUAGCAAAUGGUGUUUCUGGGAGGUGGUCUGGACCGAGAACCCGCCCCAGGCUGGAUUCCCCGACACCCGGCCCUGCUGGGCACAUGACUGUCCCCCCUUCCCCCCACCCCGGGCUGGAGUGUCCUCAUGUGUGACAUGAGAGGGCUUUGCCAAAGGGUCUCUGGAGCCCUUCCAGUUCUUAACUGCCUGUGGCGUGUGGAGAUUCCAGUUUGUCUAGUGGUUCCCAGGUGGCCAGUGGGGUGAAUGCAGCACUCUUGUCUGGGACAAAGCGGCGGGGCCGGGGAGUCACAUUACCGCCCUCGGCAGCGAAACAGACACAGACCUGGAUCGCCACUGUGUCUAUGCGGAAUUGGAGCGGAAAAUUGGCACCGCGGAGUGUCCGGAGACCAACUUUGGGCCCCUCUCACGCGCCCUCGUUUUAUAGAUUAUGUCACUCAAUUCUUUUAACCCUGGAGAAGAAAGAAAUGGACGGCGCUUAUGAUCAGGGAAGGCUGUGCAAAGGAUCGUGGGCUGUCGACGUCCACACCGCAGCCCGGGCUCUGUCGCUACGGAACUAAGCUGGCCUGCUGCUAUGGCUGGAGAAGGAACAGCAGGGGAGGCUGUGAAGCUUUGUGUGAAGCCGGAUGCAAGUUCGGGGAGUGCGUGGGACCGAACAAAUGUAGAUGCUUCCCGGGAUACACCGGAAAGACGUGCAGUCAAGACGUGAAUGAGUGUGGACUAAAACCCCGGCCGUGCCAACACAGAUGUGUGAACACACACGGGAGCUACAAGUGCUUUUGCCUGAGCAGCCACGUGCUCAUGCCGGAUGCCACGUGUGCAAACUCCAGGACGUGUGCCAUGACAAGCUGCCAGUACAGCUGCGAAGACACAGAGGAAGGGCCUCGCUGUCUGUGUCCGUCCUCGGGGCUCCGCCUGGCGCCGAAUGGAAGAGUUUGUACAGAUAUCGACGAAUGUGCCUCUGGGAAAGCUGUCUGCCCUUACCAUCGAAGAUGCGUGAACACAUUUGGAAGCUACUACUGCAAAUGUCACGUUGGUUUUGAACUGAAAUAUGUCCGUGGCCGCUAUGACUGUGUAGAUAUAAACGAAUGUGCUGGGAAUACCCAUCCAUGCAGCCUCUAUGCCAACUGCCUCAAUACCCAAGGAUCCUUCAAGUGUGAAUGCAAGCAGGGAUACAGAGGCAAUGGCCUUCAGUGUUCCGUGAUCCCUGAAAAUUCUGUGAAGGAAGUCCUCACGGCCCCUGGUACCAUCAAAGACAGAAUCAAGAAGUUGCUGGCUCACAAAAACAGCAUGAAAAAGAAGACAAAAAUGAAAAAUGUCAUCACAGAACCUUCUGGAGCUCCUGCCCCUGAGGUCAACCUGCAGCCCCUCAACUCUGAAGAGAGUGUUUCCAGAGGUAGGAACUCUGAUGGAGGAAAAAACCGAAAUGAAGAGAGAAAGAAAGAGGGGCUCGAGGAAAAGAAGAGAAAGGAGAAAACCCUGAAGAACCACGUGGAGCGGGAGCAAAGCCUUCGAGGAGAUGUGUUUUCCCCGAAGGUGAACGCAGCGGGUGAAUUGGGUCUGGUUCUGGUCCAGAGAAAAGCUGUCACAUCCAGGCUGGAACACAAAGCAGAUUUAAAUAUCUCAGUUGACUGCAGCUUUGAGCACGGGGUCUGUGACUGGAAACAGGAUAUAGAAGACGACUUUGACUGGAAUCCUGCUGAUCGAGAUAAUGCCGUUGGCUACUAUAUGGCAGUUCCGGCCCUGGCAGGCCGUAAGAAGGACAUCGGCCGCCUGAAACUCCUGCUCCCGGACCUGCAGCCCCAGAGCAACUUCUGUCUGCUCUUUGAUUACCGGCUGGCCGGAGACAAAGUCGGGAAACUUCGAGUGUUUGUGAAAAGCAGUAACAACGCCCUGGCAUGGGAGGAGACCAGGAGCAAGGACGAAAGGUGGAAGACGGGGAAAAUUCAGUUGGAGCAAGGGAUCAGCACUACCAAAAGUAUCAUUUUUGAAGCAGAACGUGGCAGGGGAAAAGCCGGAGAAAUUGCAGUGGACGGCGUCUUUCUGGUUUCAGGCUUAUGUCCGGAUCGCCUUUUAUCUGUGCAUGGUUGAAGGUGACCGUGGUCUUUUGCAUCUUUAUAUUCGGCUUUUUAUGUCAGUUCUCUGUUUUCUGAUAUUACACCGUAGAUUCCCCCACUUUAGAAAUACAAACUGAAAAGUUGUAAUGUACCAACAGAAACAUUAUUGUCACACGCCUUUCUUGUAUAAGACGUGCCAAGAGUUGCUUUAAAUGUAGUGCCACUGUGCUUUUCGAAGUAUAAAAACAAACAACAACAACAAAGACUCC